This is a messenger RNA of Ananas comosus (pineapple), 2077 nucleotides long. Its product is annotated as class E vacuolar protein-sorting machinery protein HSE1-like. Lineage: Eukaryota; Viridiplantae; Streptophyta; Magnoliopsida; Poales; Bromeliaceae. The record is from RefSeq and is a predicted model, not a curated record. The coding region runs from base 155 to 1840 and encodes 561 amino acids. The transcript has 3 exons.
CAAUCUCUCUCUCUCUCCCUCUCUCUCUCUCUCUCUCUCUCCCUCGUCGGCUUCUUCCUCUUCCUCUUCCUCUUCCUCUUCUUAGAGAGAUCCUCCUCUCCCAAACCCUAGAAUUCCGAUCGAUCGCCUUCGAUUCCCACCGCUCUCCUCUGCGAUGAACUCCUCGCAGUUCAUGGAUAAGCAGAUCCUAGGGCUCUCGGGCUUGCAAUCCUCCGGCGGCUCCGGCGGCGGCGGCGGAGGCGGAGGGGACUUGUUCGAUCUGAUGAACCCCCAGGAGGAGCACCAGAUCAACGGCGGCGCCGGAGGAGUAGGAGGUGGAGGGACGAAGAAGGAGGGGAUCGUCCCCAGCUACGAUUUCCAGCCCAUCCGAACAAGCUUCGCAUCGUCUUCUCCCUCGAGCAGCGUCGGAUUAGAUGUCUCCAGGCCCACCUGGGGAUCAGUCGAUUCGAAGAUCGCCACCUCCAAUCUCAAAAAUGCUGGCAUAUUGGAGCCUCAUGAAUUAACAAAAGUUAGUCAUGUUGAAGAGAAGGGCACACAUAGUGCAGCUACUGUGGCUGACAUCGAUCAUACUGUGAAAAAAUAUGUUGAUAAUCUGCUACAUGCUCUGGAUGGUGUGAGCUCAAGGCUUUCCCAGCUAGAGAGUAGAACACACCGCCUUGAAAGUUCUGUUGAUGAAUUGAAGGUAGUUAUGGGAAAUUUUAAUGGCAGCACAGAUGGAAAAUUGAGACAGUUUGAGAAUAUUUUACGAGAGGUACAAGCUGGUGUACAAACGCUGCGCGACAAGCAAGAGAUCAUGGAAGCUCAAAUUCAACUCUCUAAGCUACAAACAUCUAAAGAACCCCAGCCAUUAGAAAACCCUAUCACUCAACACCCAGAAACUCACCCACAACACAAGCCGCCACCUCAGCAACCCAUCAUGCAGCAGCCGCCACAACACCAAGUCCCGCCACAACACCAAGUCCCAAUUCCUCCUCCGGUACAACCCACUAUGCUCCCUUCUCUCCCUCCCCCAAAUGCUCCGCCGCAGCCACCGCCACAAAUUCAAAACCCACCACCACCUCAAUCACAAUUCCCUCCUCCUCUAACUCAGCCUCAAAUCCCUUCUGUCCCUUCUUUACCUCAGGAGCAAUACCAACAAUACCAGCCCCCUCCUAUGCAGCAGCAGCCGCCACUGCCACCACCACAGCAACACUACCAACCACCACCUCAGCAUCACCAAUAUCCUCAGCCACCCCCGCUCCCACCUGCUAACCCUUCAUCUCAAAUCCAGCAUGAAGAGACUGCUCCGUACAUGCCUCCGCCGCCUCAGAACUUCCCUCCGCCUGUCCGCCAACCAGCCCCAUUUAGUGGGCCCCCGGCUCAGAACUUCUACGGGCCGCCAACUGGCGUAUACGAACCUCCUACAAGCAGACCUUAUGGCCCACCACCGGGAAGUAGUUUCACCGACUCUUACCCUUACACCGGAUCCCCCUCCCAUCGUAGCGCCUCUUCAAUGAAACCCUCGCCUUUUGCUUCAUCUGGGCCCUCACCCGACCGGGGAAGCAACUAUAAUAGGCUUCCAACAGCUCAGGUAUUACCUCAGGCAGUGCCAAUUGGAUCAAGCUCAGGUGGUGGUGGUGGUGGUGGUGGUGGUGGUGGUAGUUCCUCCUCAGGAAACAGAAUGCCGCUCGACGAUGUGGUUGAGAAGGUCGCAAAUAUGGGGUUCUCGAGAGACCAAGUUAGGGCAACUGUGAGGAAGCUUACUGAGAACGGGCAGAAUGUGGAUCUGAAUGUGGUGCUCGACAAGCUCAUGAAUGACGGGGAGAUGCAGCAGCCCCAGAAAGCUUGGUUCGGUCGGUAACUUUUCCGCUUGAAUCCUCCUCGCGUAUUACUGUAUAUUAAUGUCAUACUUUCGUGGACCCUUUUCUUUUCGAAUCUGUCUUGGAAUGAUUUGGUGUGAGAAUAGUGGACUGGAUUCUUUUGUUUGCUAUUCAAGUUCAUAUUGGUAUAGCUAAUGUUUAUUACUAGUUUGUGCUUAUUUUCAUAAGUUUGUGCUUUUUUCAUUGAAUAAUUACAGGUGCCCGUGUUCUGAUUUUAA